AUGACCCAAGAACAGAUGCUCGCAGAGCUGAAGAAAGAUGUGCGCUCUCUCCUUAUGUCGGCUAAAAUGGGCCUAGCCUCCGACCAACUGAAACGGGAUUAUGCCAACAUGGUUGGCCAUCCACUUCCUCUGAGGUCCCUUGGGUUCCGCAACGUGCUGGACAUGGUCAGGGAGAUGCCAGAUGUGGUUGCCUUGGACUACCUGGCAGAUGGCAGCUUGGUGUUAAAAGCUAUUUCAGACGAGAGCACCCGAGGCAUUGAAGAGCUGGUGGCCAGGCAGCGCGUCGCCAAAGGCAAGACCUCCAACCGAAAGGGCGGCAUGGCCUUCUUCUCCCCCCGCUACCUCCACCGCUCUGGUCCCAUCACCCCCAUGGUGCUGCCCAGGCGGGGAUGGGCUCCACCGGCCCUCCCCGCCCAGCUCCGCGCCCAGCUCCGCGUGCUGCUCUCCCAGGGGCCCAUCAGCCUGUCGGCGCUUGAGGCUUCCUUCGCCCGCUGCUUCGGCCAGCCGCUGCGUGUCACCAACUACGGCUUCUACUCCGUCGCGGAGAUGCUGGGGGCUGCGGGGGACAUGGUGGCGGUCCAGCAGGGCCGGACGGGCUCCGUGCUGAGCCUGAAGGGGCAGCCGCCGUUCACGCCCCGGCUCAGGACCCAGCCGGCGACGACGCCUUCCCUGAAGCCAUCCAAGCCCACCAUGACAAUUGAGGCGGCCGUGAGGCCAGCGGUGAAUUCGCAAGCUCCAGUGGACAGCCCCAGGCCGCCGAGCGCUCAGAACCAUGUGGCGUGUCUCUCCAAGCCCCCGGUCACCACAAGCCCCUGCCCAGGGCCCACAGUGACGAGCCAGCACAGCCCAGGGGCCACAGAGAGGGGCCAGCACAGCCCAGGGGCCACAGAGAGGGGCCAGCACAGCCCAGGGGCCACAAAGAGGGGCCAGCACGGCCCAGGGGCCACAGAGAGAGGCCAGCACAUGGAGCCCACCACACCUGAGCCCCAGCCUCCCUGUGGGGACCAGCUGUUUCAGGAGUGCAUCAUCAAGCUUGAGAAGGAAAUGCAGCAAUGCAUCCUGGAGAAUGGACAUGCAGGCACAGUCAGCUCCCAGCUGAAGACCAGGCUCCGACAGGUGGUCAGUCAGAACAGUGAAGGGAUAUCUGUACAUGAUAUCCCUUCAGAAUACAAGAGGGCGUUUGGGGAGGAGCUACCCGUGAUCCAGAGUGGCUUCCUGAGCGUGACGGAGAUGGCGGGCGCUCUGAACGACACGCUCCACCUCAAACCCGUGAAGGAGGGCGAGGGGGUCCGCUGGAUGGUCACGGACAUCAAACACACCAGCCAAUCCCAGCCAGAGCCCAGCCGUCCUGGUGGAGAGGAGAGUGGGCAGGGUCUCAACCCAUCCAGAGCAGGGUACUACCUCAGCUGCAAGGAGUCCCCCUGGGAAGGCCCAGAGAGUGACCCUGUUGCCGAGGACGAUGACCCCCCAGGGUCUGACAAGGCGCUUGGCACCAACAAAACCUACCACCAGGCGGCAGAUCCGUACCCCACCAUGCGGGUAAUCAUGGGUGGCGAGGCGCGGGUGCCCCCCGACGCCCUGCGCGGACAGCGCUUGCGGGCGCCCACCCGCAGAAGCCCCCGGGCCCUGGUGCCCGUGCUGGUGGAGCGGGUGGAGUCGCCGAGCCACUUCUACCUGCGCUUCGACGAGAACCAGGAGACCCGCGCCCUGGAGAACAUGAUGAUCGAGAUGAGGAGCUGCUACACCUGUCCCAAGGUGUCGGAGCGCUACCGCCUCCCCCCUCGCUACGUACGGCGGGGCCAGGCGUGCUGCGUGGCGCCCAGGAACAUGUGGUUCUACCGCGUGGUCGUCCACCGCGUGCUCAGCGACACCCAGGUCGAGGUCUACUACGUGGACUUUGGAGACCUCACCAGCGUGGACCGCGCCAGCCUCAAGUUCCUCAAGUCUUGUUAUUCUGAGCUCCCAGCACAAGCGGUCCCCUCAUGUCUAGUUGGAGUCAAGCCUAUCAGAGCCGAGUGGAGCGCCGAGGCCACCGGCUCCUUCCAGAAGCUGUGCUGUGAGCGCACCCUGGUGGCCGCCCUCCACAGCUACCAGCAGGACUUCCUGCAGCUGUUCCUGUGCGACACGCACACGGAGGAGGACGUGUAUGUGCACAGCGCCCUGCAGGACCAGGGCCACGGCCUCCACUGCAGCUCCUCUGCCAGCGCCGCGCACUGUGGCCAGUUGAACCCCGUGACCCUGUACCUCGGGGAGGGCGUGUUUGACGAAGGGAUGGAGAUAGAGGACGAGCCGUGCCCAACAGAGCCCAGCCUCGACACCCCCACAACUCCACAACCCAGGCCCUCUCCCUCCCCACCGCUGAAGGAUUACAAGCUGGACCAGUUUGAGACGCUGAGGAGGGAGGAGCCAGCCCUGUGCUGCAGCGUCUGGGACCAGGCCUGGACACCGGACCCCGAUCCCAGAGAGGUGAGGGGGGGAGCAGGGAGGGGCCACCGCCCUGUGCUAAACGACUAA
Molecule: messenger RNA, 2514 nt
Organism: Hypomesus transpacificus
Lineage: Eukaryota; Metazoa; Chordata; Actinopteri; Osmeriformes; Osmeridae
Gene: tdrd5
Product: tudor domain containing 5
Exons: 13
Coding region: 1-2514 (837 amino acids)
Biological process (GO): spermatogenesis
Source: RefSeq, a predicted model, not a curated record